GACACGAUCCAUCAGCUGGAGAACGAGCUUAGAGGAACGAAGUGGGAAAUGGCACGUCACUUGAGGGAGUACCAGGACCUCCUCAAUGUCAAGAUGGCCCUGGAUAUUGAGAUCGCUGCAUACAGGAAGCUCCUGGAGGGUGAAGAGACAAGAUUCAGUGCCUUCUCUGGAAGCAUUACUGGACCCAUCUUCACACACAGACAACCAUCUGUCACAAUAGCAUCCACUAAAAUUCAGAAGACAAAAAUUGAACCACCAAAGCUGAAGGUCCAGCACAAGUUUGUAGAAGAAAUCAUUGAGGAGACCAAGGUAGAGGAUGAGAAGUCUGAAAUGGAAGAUGCCCUAGCAGCUAUUGCAGAAGAAAUGGCAGCCAAGGCCCAGCAGGAACAGGAGGAAGAAAAAGCAGAAGCAGCAGCUGUAGAGGAAGAAAUUGUUGCUGAGAAGGCGGCUGCAAAGCAAGCAGCUGCACCUGAGGAAGAGGAGAAGGAGGAAGAGGAAGCAGAGGAGGAAGAAGCUGCAAAAUCUGACGCAGCGGAAGAAGGAGGCUCUGAAAAAGAAGAAAUAGAGGAGAAGGAAGAAGGGGAGGAGGCUGAGGAAGAGGUUGAAGCUGAGGCUGAGGGCAAAGCUGAAGAGGUAGCAGCAAAGGUAGAGAAGGUCAAAACACCUCCUGCCAAGUCACCCCCUAAAUCCCCCCCUAAAUCCCCUGUAACAGAGCCGGCCAAGGCUGUCCAGAAAGAAGCAGCUGCAGAAGCAGGGAAAGAACAGAAGGUGGAGAAGGGUGGGGAGAAGCCAGCCAAGGAAGAGGAGAAAGCAGCAUCCCCAGAAAAGCCAGCAACACCAAAGGUAACCUCUCCAGAAAAGGCAGCGACCCCGGAGAAGCUGGCAACCCCAGAGAAAGCUGUGACCCCAGAAAAGGCAGCGACCCCGGAGAAGCCCCGUUCCCCAGAAAAGGCAACAACCCCGGAAAAGCCACGCUCCCCAGAAAAGCCGCUGACUCCAGAGACAGAAAGCCCAGCCUCGCCAGUCAAAGACGAAAAGGCUGUGGUCCAGGAGACCAUCACAGUCACAAAGGUAACAAAAAUCAGUGCUGAGGUAGAGAAGGAGUCCAGGAAAGAAGACAUUGCAGUGAAUGGGGAGGUGGAGGAGAAAGAGGAGGAAUCCAAAGCGAAGGAAGCUGAGGAGGAAGACAAGGGAGUUGUCACCAAUGGCCUAGAUGUGAGCCCAGUUGAUGAUAAGGGUGAGAAAAUUGUAGUAACCAAAAAAGCAGAGAAAAUCACGGGUGAAGGUGGGGACAGUACAACCACAUAUAUCACAAAGUCAGUGACAGUCACUCAGAAGGUAGAGGAACAUGAAGAAAGCUUUGAGGAGAAAUUAGUGUCCACCAAGAAAGUGGAGAAAGUUACUUCACAUGCUGUAGUAAAAGAGAUUAAAGAGACCGAAUAAAAUAAACCAUAGCUAAAUUAAAAAAUUCAAGAGCUUGGGUCGGUGCAAAAGGUUAAGCCAUAUGACAGCUGCAAAAUGCAUGUGAGUGACGGCUUCAAAGCAGAACGGGUUCUCUCAUGGAGGCUCCAGACACACAGUAUUUUACUUUUUUUGUGCAAUAUAGGGGAGGGGGGGGGAAUGCAUGCAGGCUCAAGAUGUACUCCCUCCACAGAGCUUGGGCAUCUAAAAAAAUAAUACAAAUAAUAGUGCAUGAGACGAAAUGUGCAAAGGAAGCUUUUGAAUUUCCUGAGCUGUUGGAGGGACAUAUCUGAGGAAUGACUUAAGAUGUAUUAUGCAAAGAACCAACUGAGCCAAAAACAAACAGAAAACAGUAAUAGAAUAUUCAUGAGAACCAGAACUCUCCUAGCCUUAAAAAAAACAAAGCUACUUAUAAAUAAUUAUGUUUACCUCACUGGUGCAAUUAGGGUGGACUUUUGCUCAUGGGAGAACCUAGUUGACAUGCACAGUAUGCAACCUUUUGUUGUUUGAUGUAAAACAGUCACAGCAGUUCUUGCUCAAUAAAGGUCAAUACUGAAAACCUGA
Molecule: messenger RNA, 2025 nt
Organism: Eurypyga helias (sunbittern)
Lineage: Eukaryota; Metazoa; Chordata; Aves; Eurypygiformes; Eurypygidae
Gene: NEFM
Product: neurofilament, medium polypeptide
Exons: 2
Coding region: 49-1443 (464 amino acids)
Biological process (GO): neurofilament bundle assembly
Cellular component (GO): intermediate filament; cytoplasm; postsynaptic intermediate filament cytoskeleton
Molecular function (GO): structural constituent of cytoskeleton
Source: RefSeq, a predicted model, not a curated record